This is a messenger RNA of Colletotrichum aenigma, 2541 nucleotides long. RefSeq names its product Oligopeptide transporter 2 (gene OPT2-2). NCBI's taxonomy places the organism in Eukaryota, Fungi, Ascomycota, Sordariomycetes, Glomerellales, Glomerellaceae. Gene Ontology annotation, molecular function: oligopeptide transmembrane transporter activity. Gene Ontology annotation, biological process: transmembrane transport. Bases 1 to 2541 code for a protein of 846 amino acids. The transcript is spliced from 7 exons. The record is from RefSeq and is a predicted model, not a curated record.
AUGUCCGGAAAAGCGGAGAUCACCGCCGACCAGCCGUCCCCGGCCGCGGACGAUAUCGAGAAGAUCCCGGCCAAAGUUGAGAGCAAUGAGCGGAUCGGGGACCAGAUCUCCCAUGAGAAACUGGAGGAAUUGGCACCAAACGGCGAGCAUGAGUACGUCUUGGAAAAGAUCAAUGGCAUGACGGAGGAAGAGGCGAUCGAGAUCAUCGAAGAGAGCGUGGAGUUCUUCAAGGACGACUGGAACUUUCCCUCUGAUAUGCGAGAGCGGAUGAAAAGACUCCUCGAGGGACCGAAAGCGUAUGGCGAGUUUUACGACCGCGAUCUAAGGAUCGACGCGGUCAUGAUCCGCUACUCGUCUCCUUACCCCGGCGUCCGCGCCGUUGCCGAGAUUCUGGACGACCAAAACGUUCCGAUCGAAACCAUCCGGGCCUAUUUCCUGGGCAUUGGAUGGGCUGUCAUCGGCACCUUCAUCUCGACAUUUUUCAACUCCAGGUUCCCUGCCAUUUCUUUGAGCGGACAGGUCAUCCAGAUUCUAUUAUUCCCAUGCGCAAAAGUUCUGGAGUUCAUCCUGCCUGACUGGGGCUUCACAGCUUUCGGUGUCCGCCACUCCUUGAACCCAGGUCCGUGGACUUUCAAGGAGCAAAUGUUCGCGACCAUCACUUACAACAUCGCCAUUUACACGACCAACAGUUAUGGAAUGAUCCUCGUUCAAAAGUCGCCAGUCUACUACGGCCUUGAUUUCGUCAAUUUCGGCUACCAAAUCAUGUUGACGCUGUUCGUACAGCUCAUGGGUAUGGGUUUCGCAGGAUACCUCCGCCGGUUCAGCGUCUAUCCCGUCAAGGCACUGUGGCCGACCAUUUUGCCGACCAUUGCUAUGAACCGGGCGCUUACCCGGCCAGAGCCCAGGGAGAACAUCAACGGAUGGACAAUUUCUCGUUACAAGUUCUUCUACGUCUGUACCAUUUGCAUGUUCUUCUACUACUGGAUUCCCGGGUACUUGUUCACCGCUUUGGCGACCUUCAACUGGAUGACCUGGAUUUCGCCCCAGAAUGUUACCCUCGCAAUCAUCACUGGGUCUUCCCUUGGAUUGGGGCUGUUUAACCCCAUCACUACGUUCGAUUGGAAUAUCGCCACGUCCUCGUAUGCAGCGUUGUCUAUGCCAUUCUUCGCGACUUGCACCCAAUACUGCGGCGCCAUUCUCGGCGGAGUCAUCAUUCUUGGAAUUUACUAUACCAACAUGUACAACACGGCAUAUCUUCCCAUCAACUCGUCCUCGCCGUUUGCCAACGACGGCACCCCAUAUGUGGUCCAAAACGUGGUCGUCGACAACAAGCUGAAUGAGACUCUCUACCAAGACUACUCCCCUCCGUUUUACUCAGCCGGCUAUCUCAUCACAGUUGGAGGCAACUACUGCUUCUACCCGAUUUACUUCCUCUACAUCAUGGGCAACCAAUGGAAGACCAUUUCUGCAGCCUACGUUGAUUUCUACAAGGGUCUUCGUUAUAAGAAAGGCAACUACGAUGGCGCGAUGGACGUCCACAGCAGACUCAUGGCCAAGUACAAGGAGGUCCCCGACUGGUGGUUCCUCCUGAUUCUCGUAGCCGCCAUCGUCGUCUCCUGCAUAUUCCUCAGCAUCUACCCGCUCGACACACCCAUCUGGAUCACGUUCCUCAUGAUCGCCAUCAACUUGGUCUUCGCCGUCCCUCUCUCGUUCCUCUCGGCGACGACGGGAACCAACCUGGGUCUCGGCGCGUUGAUCCAGGUCAUCACCGGCUACAUGCUCCCCGGCAACACCAACGCUUUCCUCUUCUCGCAGACUUUGGGCUCUUGGGCGCUCGCGGGUUAUGGUGAUAACUACGUGCAAGACCAGAAGAUGGCUCACUACACGAAGAUCGCACCGCGCGCGGUGUUCAGAAGUCAGAUUGGGACCAUCAUCAUCACCUGCUUUGUCGCUGUGGCGACCCAAAACUUCAUUUUGGAGAAUGUCAAGGGGCUUUGCACGCCCAACCAGCCGAGCCGAUUCACCUGCGCAAACGACGGUGCACCGCUCUACACCAACUCUCUGAUGUGGGGUCUUUUGGGCUCAGAGCGCAUGUUCGUCUCAUUCUACCCAAUCCUCAAGUGGUGCUUCCUCAUCGGCACGCUCAUCGCCAUCGUUUUCCUGGUCGGCCAAGGAUACGGCCCCAAGUACCUGCCCGGCGUCCGCGAGAAGCUGCGCGUCAAGCUCAGCCCCAAGACGUUUGCCCUCCUCGACCGGACCCUGUUCCCCUUCGUCGCCUCACUUCUCUGGCUCAACCCCGUUCUCGUCAUUCAAGGCAUUCAGCACUGGGCGCCGUCCAACCUUUCGUACAAGACGCCCGGGAUGAUUCUGGGUUUCAUCUUCAUGUACUGGCUACCCCGGCACAGGCUGGCUUGGUGGGAAAAGUACAACUACGUCCUGUCAGCCGCUUUGACUGCCGGCGUGGCGGUCUCGGCGCUCGUCAUGUUCUUCGCCGUCGGCUAUAAUCCUAUAGCCCUGAAAUGGUGGGGGAACACGAGUUAA